Rhineura floridana is the source of this 4101-nucleotide messenger RNA. RefSeq names its product X-linked inhibitor of apoptosis (gene XIAP). The transcript has 8 exons. The record is from RefSeq and is a predicted model, not a curated record. NCBI's taxonomy places the organism in Eukaryota, Metazoa, Chordata, Lepidosauria, Squamata, Rhineuridae. The coding region runs from base 428 to 1915 and encodes 495 amino acids.
UGUCGGGAGUUGGAAUCCCAACGUCAACACGAGGGCCACCGCUUCCCUCGUCCCUGCCCUGGGGAUCUCGGUCCUGGCAAGGGAUCCCAGCCGCGACCGCUGGGAGCCGCUCCUCCCUCGGCGCUCGCUGGACCUGCGGCUCUGUGCCAAGGCCGCUGGGAGGCGUUUCUCCCUCCUGGGCCCGCUGCUUAGGAGACGAAGGAGAGCCGCCAUUUUCUCGCCUCCCUAGCCCCUUCCUAGCGGUCGUAGGUGCUGGUGUGGGUAGAGGAGCCGCUUGGCCUCGGAAGCAACGGAGGAGCGUGGACUUGGGGUUCCCCUGAGGAUUCUGAUAUCUUCCUCUUGGGCAUGGAUGCUGCCAUUUUGGCACAUAAGAACUGGCACUAGGAGAAUUGAGGAAAUUUGUUGAAACCCUGUUCCUGAAGGAGGGAUGACAUGUAAUGGACAAGAUAACUGUGAAGCUUGUGUCACUCCAGAGGAUGAUCCUGACCAAGAGCUGGCUCAAGAGUGCUCCAGGCUACAAACAUUUGCCAAUUUCCCAAGUCACUGUCCUGUCUCCUCCUCAACUCUAGCCCAAGCUGGUUUCUUCUACACUGGAGAGGGAGACAAAGUGAAGUGCUUUAGUUGUCACAUAACUGUCGAAGGGUGGCAAAAUGGAGAUUCGGCAGUUAGACGACAUAGAACUAUUUCUCCAAACUGCAAGUUCAUUAAUGAUGUUAAGUUUUUGAAGAAUGAUAUGCAUUCUGUUGUCCCAAAUUGUCCAUGCACAACUGGAACCUGCUUCGCAGCUGCCACUGUCAACCCCCCUCUCGAUUCACCCUCUGAUCUCUGUGCAGAUUAUCUGUUGAGAAGUGGGCAAGUGGUAGAUCUCUCAGGUUCUCUGUACCCCAGAAAUCCUGCCAUGUGUAGUGAAGAAGCCAGGCUGAGAUCUUUUCACAACUGGCCGCCAUAUGCCCUUAUCACUCCCAGAGAGCUGGCCCAUGCUGGACUCUAUUACACUGGCACUGGUGAUGAAGUUGAAUGCUUCUGCUGUGGGGGGAAACUGAAAAACUGGGAACCUUCUGAUCGUGCUUGGUCAGAACACAGACGCCACUUCCCGAGGUGUUUCUUUGUCCUUGGUCGUGAUGUGGGAAACAUUGAAAGUGUUCCAAAUCAGUCUGGUGAUGCCAUCCUGGAUAGAAGUGAUGUACAUAAUGUCAGCUUUCCCCAAAAUCCGUCUAUGGCAGAUUAUGAGAAUCGAAUCAAGACAUUUGUGACAUGGAGGUAUUUGGUUAGCAAGGAGCAACUUGCCCAGGCAGGCUUUUAUAGCCUAGGUAAUGGUGAUAAUGUUGCUUGCUUUCACUGUGGUGGUGGACUACAAGAGUGGAAGGCAGAUGAAGAUCCUUGGGAGCAGCAUGCGAAAUGGUUUCCUGGGUGCAAAUAUCUGAUAGAAGAAAAGGGGCAACACUUUGUGAAUAACAUUCAUCUAACUGCACUACAGAAUUCUACAAUCGAGGAAGCUGAGAAGUCAUCACUUAUUAAAGAUGAGGACCUUUUACAGAACCAACUGGUACAGAAUGCCAUUCAUAUGGGUUUCAGCCUGGAUGAAAUUAGAAAUGCUGUCGAAAGGAAACGCCACCUGUCUUCAGAGGGCCAUGGGUCUGUUGAAGCACUGGUCGCUGACUUAAUCAAUGCUCAAAGAGGGAAUCAACACAAUGUAUCCUGGGAAAGCACCCUGCAAAAAGAUCUCAGUACUGAAGAGAAAUUAAGAAGUUUGCAGGAGGAAAAGCUUUGCAAAAUCUGUAUGGAUAAAACCAUCUCAGUAGUCCUCAUUCCUUGUGGACAUCUUGUGGCUUGUAAGGACUGUGCUGAAGCGGUUGACAAAUGUCCUUUGUGUUGCACAGUUAUUGCAAAAAGGCAGAAGAUAUAUAUGUAUUAGAAGUGCCAUACUAUGCACCUGGAAAACUGCCCUGCCAUUACAAAAAUAGAUUGACUGGUUGCAUAUGCAGUGUCAACACAGAAAUAGAUUUAAAGAAUGUUAAGGUUGAUUUGAAUGCACUGAUUUACUAUGAAUUAUGUAGCUGCUAAACUGUGUGCUCUUUAUCUGACUUUGAGCCCUGACGGCCUGACCCCAAGAGCCACUACAUAGGCAUGUUUGUAGAGUCAUCACAGCAUCAGAAAUCUGUCCUAGUGUUAAUGGUGGGCAACUCAUCACUUACCUUCGGACAUUCAGUUGGUUGACCACACGAGCAUCGUUUCACAACUCUCUCUUCACAGCAUGACCCAUUUAAGGGCUUUUAGAAGCCUAGUUCUCAUUGAGGUGGUAAGCCUGCUUCUGGGCUUUAUCACUGCAGGUGGGGAUUCACCUGACUUUUUUUUUAUAGCACAACAUUCACCCACCACCAUCAUCUGCAGUCUGAAGCAAUACAGCUUAGACAGAGGUUUAGCUGCUCAGUAAGAACUAAGUUGCAGUUGCCCUGAGGUCUUACCAAAAUCCUGUCCAUGUAUUUACAAUGGUAGAAGGGCUUGAAGAAUAUUUCACGGCAGGGAGAAUCGUAGACCAGCAUGGCAUUUAAGUCACUCAGGAUGCCUCUUCAGCUGCGGUGGCACAAGCCUGUGCAUUUUGGAAUCGGGUUUCCUUUCAUCCAUCUUUGUCAUGGAAGUGGAAAGCCUGCCAUAUCUCCAUUUUGUUUAUAGAUACUUAUUUUGUUAUUAUGUACCAAGAGUUUAGGGAAUGUUUUGUGAAUUCCAGAAUGGUGGGUUUUUUGUUUAAUUCUGAUUUAAUGACUCUUUAGUCUCCAGUUGAAUUGCCGACACGGAGUCUUCUGUGCUUGGAGGGCAUAUUCCAGAGCAAAUGAUUUGAAGGGAAUAGCUGCAAAUUAACCCUAUUUUGAGAUUAAAUUGUAUUCCAAAGUAACUACACCUACUGGUGUUAGACCUCGGGGCAUUUGUUGCCCACCCCCCCACCAGCAUCACUUGUUAUAUUUGAUACUGGUGUUCUGCUCCUUGACUUGGUGAAGAAUGGAUUUGUUGAGAUCUGAUGUGAUAUAUAUUGUCAUGUUGCUUACUAUUUUGGUAGGUCUGCUGGAACUCUAACUGAAGAUGUGUGUGGCUACCUAGAAAUACUAACAAGUCUGUAGAAUAUGGGCAUCAAAUAGUACAAUAUUACACCUACAAUCCUGCCCUAAGUUUUACAUUUGUUACUGAUACUGACUUAAAUGGGACUUUUACAUGAGAAUAAGGUAGGAGUUUCUGGGCUUGAUUCAGAACACUGAUAGGGCCACUAAAAUGGCUCCUCUUGGCUUGCAGGAAGGAGCAGCAUGGUGAGGCUGAGAAGUCUCUGAGCCACAGGGAUGGCAGUUGUUUGCUCGGGCUUCUGCAUGGCGCCCUGCAGUGCUGCUCUGUGCAGCUGCAUUGUGGAUCCAGCUUCAAAUCUACUAGUAAAUAUAUCUAAAUACCUCCAAAGUGUGCAGCAAUCAAGUACACUUUUGGAUAACAUUUGACGUUCCGCUUAUUUUACCGUUAUCUAAAAGUCACGUUUUGAAUGCAGUGCUCAUCUAUUAAGUACAAUCAACCUAAUGCUGCUGUUUAUUCUCUGUUUAUUUCAAUGAGGUUUGUGCAAGAAGCACAGCCUUAUCAACAUGAGUUAAUACUGCGUAUUAGCACUGUUGGGUAAUUUAUCCAACCUGUUAUAUCUUUGCAGCUUUCAUUCUAAUCCGUUUGUGCUGGCAACACAAGAAUAUGAUUUGUACACAGAAAAGGCAUUCACAGCAUUUGUUCACGCUCUCCGCUUUCACUUUGCUUAAAAGUAUUUUUUUUAAAAAUUAAUACUGACAGCAUGUUUAAACUAUGCAUAUCUUGCAGGCAAUAUUAAAACACGCUUAUGCGUACAAAUAGAUUUGGAAUCUAACUGUACAAUAAGCUUUGAUUGUAAAUAUUGUUGAUCCUUAACAGAAAAAUAAUGGGUCUUCCCCCCGCCCCCAAUCAAAGUCUUGAAUUGAGCAAGCAUAUUCCAAUGUCCUGACAGGAGAUAUAUUUUUUUAAAAUUAUCAUGUAAUAUAAUCUUAGAACACUGAUUUGCAGUUCUAUUUUGAUGAAUUUUAAUAAAGUUAUUUUUAUUAUGUA